AUGGAUGCCGACGAGCUCCUGGCGCAGGAUCAUCGCAAGCCAGAGACCGAGGAGGAUCUGGACCAAAAAUACCCCAACAGACCUCACAAUCGAGGUUCAACAUGGCCCUUUCACAACCUGUACCUUGACCUAUUCAACCCUUUAAGUGAAAUAAAGAAGGAUCGCGCAACCGCCGCUCCAGCCCGUCGAAAAGUCGGCCCCCAUGGCAAAAGUGCUGCCCAUCUCAAUCCAUUGGAGCGUCGGCGCGAUGUAAUUGAGCGCUUCAUCUCGCGAUGGCGAAAGGAAGUCGGCGACGAUAUUUACCCUGCCCUUCGACUAAUUCUUCCCGAUAAAGAUCGUGAUCGGCCAAUGUAUGGCCUCAAGGAGAAGGGCAUAGGAAAGAUGCUCGUCAAGAUUAUGAAGAUCAAUAAAGAAUCAGAAGAUGGCCAUAAUCUUCUGAACUGGAAACUGCCUGGUCAGGGUGCUGGAGCGCGCAUGGCCGGUGAUUUUGCCGGGAGGUGCUUUGACGUUCUCUCGAAGCGGCCUAUGCGGAUCGAGCCGGGCGACAUGACCAUCGACGAAGUCAACGAGAAGCUGGAUAAGCUAUCUGCUGCAUCCAAGGAGGAUGAGCAACUGCCAAUAAUGACAGAGUUCUACCGGCGUAUGAAUCCGGAAGAGCUUCUAUGGCUCAUUCGCGUCAUCCUUCGACAGAUGAAGAUUGGUGCUACUGAGCGGACGCUAUUUGAUGUCUGGCAUCCCGAUGCUGAGAGCCUGUAUAGCAUCUCCAGUAGCUUGCGGCGUGUGUGCUGGGAACUUCAUGAUCCCAACAUCAGACUUGAAGGAGAGGAACGCGGUGUUGCGUUGAUGCAAUGCUUCCAGCCCCAGCUGGCUCAAUUCCAGAUGCACUCCUUCGAAAAGGUAAUUGCUCGUAUGAAGCCAACAGAAGAUGAUAACGUGUUUUGGAUCGAGGAGAAGCUCGACGGUGAGCGUAUGCAACUUCACAUGGUGCCCGACGAGUCCACUAGCGGUGGCCGGAAAUUCGGCUUUUGGUCGCGCAAAGCGAAAGAAUACACCUAUCUCUAUGGGAAUGGUGUCAACGAUGAAAACGGUGCUUUAACGAGAUAUCUGAAAGAUGCUUUCAUAGACGGAGUGCAGAGCAUUAUUCUCGAUGGUGAGAUGAUCACUUGGGAUCCUGAACAAGACGCCAUUGUUCCAUUUGGUACACUUAAGACUGCCGCGCUGGCGGAACAGCGCAAUCCUCACUCCAAUGUUCCUCGACCGUUGUUCCGCGUGUUCGAUAUUUUACAUUUGAACGGACGAGAUCUGACAAAGUACACACUCCGUGAUCGACGCAAUGCCCUGAAGAAGACUGUCCGGCCUGUCCAUCGCCGAUUCGAAAUCCACCCCUACGAAGAAGCCACCACUGCGGCAGAAGUUGAAACAGCUUUGCGAAAAGUUGUUGCCGAGGCUUCUGAAGGUCUUGUGUUGAAAAACCCACGCUCUCCCUAUCGCCUGAACGAGCGCCACGAUGACUGGAUGAAAGUUAAACCAGAAUACAUGACCGAAUUUGGAGAGUCCCUUGACGUUGUUAUCAUUGGUGGAUACUACGGCUCUGGACACCGAGGAGGUGCGCUGUCCAGUUUCCUCUGUGGACUUCGCAGCGACAACGACAAACAAGGAGCAGAAUCCAUGAGAUUUUGGUCCUUUUGUAAGGUUGGUGGCGGGUAUACUGCGGCUGAUUAUCAGGAAAUCCGACAUCAUACGGAAGGCAAGUGGAAGGAGUGGGAUGCCAAAAGGCCACCAACCGCCUUCAUCGAACUUGCUGGCGGAGACGCCCAGUAUGAGCGUCCCGAUAUGUGGAUCAAACCCUCGGACUCGCUUGUUCUGUGUGUGAAAGCUGCAUCUGUUGCAAUCAGUGACCAAUUCCGCAUGGGAUUGACGUUGCGCUUUCCUCGGUUCAAGAAAUUGCGCAAGGACAAGGACUGGAAGACUGCGCUGUCGGUUCAAGAAUUUCUUGAUCUUAAGUCUAAUGCAGAGCAAGAGCAUCGAGAGAAGGAGUUCUCUCUUGAUAAGUCUCGCAAGAAGCGAGUCAAGAGGACCACUAAGAAACCACUCGCGGUUGCCGGCUACGAUGGAGACGUUGAUGUCAAGUACAGCGGGCCUUCUGGGCAUAUUUUUGAUGAGCUUAACUUCUUCAUAAUGACCGAGUGUCACGUCCCCGAAAAGAAGACAAAACCGGAGCUAGAACAACUUGUAAAGGCCAACGGGGGCAAAAUCUACCAAACUAACACAGCAGCGGCGGAUACGCUUUGUAUUGCGGAACGGAGGACGGUCAAAGUGGCCUCAUUACAGAAGAACGGACAGCAAAGCAUCAUUCGGCCAUCUUGGCUUCUUGACUGCGUCAAGCAAAAUGUAAUAGACACAGGCCUACCCGAUCUUCUUCUCCCGUUCGAACCCAAACAUAUGUUCUUCAUGACAGAAGACAAAGAAGAAGAAGUCGCAGCAAACGUCGACAAAUUCAACGACAGCUACGCCCGCGACACAAACAUCGAUGAGCUCAGAGAGAUCUUCAAACAAAUGGACCAAACACAAGACGACUACACAAUCGACGCAAAAACCUUCGAAAGAACCGAAAUCGACAUGCAAGAAAAAGUCAACGCCGGUUACACGGCGCCAUGUGGCUGGCUUUUCCGCGGCCUCACCUUCCUCUUCUAUGCAAACACCACCCCACAAAAGAAACCAGCAACCCGCGAACUAAGAAAAGAAGAUCAACGCCUCUCCCUCGCUCACAACACGGCCCGCUUUGCAGGUGCCGCGAGCGCGACAUCCCUGAAAACCGCGGGCAUCACGCAUGUAAUAAUUGAUCCCGGGACGUUGUCUUCGGCGGAUCUCUCUUCUCUUCGGAGCUCACUGGUUGAGAAGCCCGGGAAUAAGAUGCCUCAUUUGGUUAGUGUGGAGUGGGUGGAGGAAUGUUGGAAGAAUGGGACGAUAUUGGAUGAGGAGCGAUUCCCGGCUCCGCGAUGA
Penicillium bovifimosum is the source of this 3003-nucleotide messenger RNA. Its product is annotated as DNA ligase (ATP) DNL4. Gene Ontology annotation, biological process: nucleotide-excision repair, DNA gap filling; double-strand break repair via nonhomologous end joining; DNA recombination. NCBI's taxonomy places the organism in Eukaryota, Fungi, Ascomycota, Eurotiomycetes, Eurotiales, Aspergillaceae. Bases 1 to 3003 code for a protein of 1000 amino acids. The transcript has 7 exons. Gene Ontology annotation, molecular function: ATP binding; DNA binding; DNA ligase (ATP) activity. The record is from RefSeq and is a predicted model, not a curated record. Gene Ontology annotation, cellular component: DNA ligase IV complex.